GAGUGUCUGAGAGCCGUUGGCUGCUCUGAACCGUUUGGCUCUCUCUCUUAGUAACAGCAUUUACAUUCUCCUUCAAUUCCUCUUCCAUCUAAUCAGCAAAAAAAUACACUUUUCAUGGAUUUAAUCGUUGAUUCCCCGUCUUAACUUGGGUUACAACUAGAAAUCACAUUAUUUUUACUUUUAUAGUGAAGACAAUUCCACUUACAAGUGAAAGAAAGAAGGGUCCCCAAGCAGCAUUUUGAACUUAAAAUAUUCCCGAGAGGCCCAGAUAAGGUGGAGUGGCCUGCACUGUGGUUGUUUUGUUGGAUAACUUUUCUGCAGAGUGCUACUACUUGGUUGCUGGAAGAAGGUUUUAUAGCCAGAUACCAAAUCAGCAGAUGUUUCAUACGGAGAAAAACAGUGUGCAGGCACAUGUCCUUUCAAGUGACCUCAUGGUUUAAGUGGGUCUAAAGAUGAGUAUAAGCAGCGAUGAGGUUAACUUUCUGGUAUAUCGAUACUUGCAAGAAUCAGGUUUUUCUCAUUCAGCAUUUACUUUUGGCAUAGAAAGCCACAUCAGCCAAUCAAAUAUAAAUGGUGCCCUUGUACCUCCUGCUGCUUUGAUUUCUAUAAUACAGAAGGGCCUGCAAUACGUAGAGGCUGAAGUUAGCAUCAACGAGGAUGGAACUUUGUUUGAUGGCAGGCCUAUAGAGUCUCUUUCACUCAUAGAUGCUGUCAUGCCUGAUGUGGUACAGACAAGGCAACAGGCUUACAGAGAUAAACUUGCACAACAACAGGCAGCGGCAGCUGCAGCAGCUGCUGCAUCUGCACCCAGCCAACAAGGAGCUCCAAAAAUUGGAGAAAAUGCUGCGAACGGGGAGGAGAAUGGAGCACAUGCAUUAGCAAAUAACCAUGCAGAUAUGAUGGAAGUUGAUGGUGAUGUAGAAAUUCCUUCAAAUAAGGCUAUGGUACUCCGUGGUCAUGAAUCUGAAGUGUUCAUUUGUGCUUGGAAUCCUGUUAGUGACCUGCUGGCAUCAGGGUCUGGGGACUCCACAGCUCGAAUCUGGAACUUGAGUGAGAAUAGCACUAGUGGUCCAACACAACUUGUACUCAGACACUGUAUAAGAGAAGGUGGCCAGGAUGUACCUAGUAACAAAGAUGUGACGUCUCUGGACUGGAAUAGUGAAGGCACACUUUUAGCAACAGGGUCUUAUGAUGGAUUUGCCAGAAUAUGGACAAAAGAUGGCAACCUAGCAAGCACUUUGGGACAACACAAAGGCCCAAUAUUUGCAUUAAAGUGGAACAAGAAAGGAAAUUUUAUUCUUAGUGCUGGUGUUGAUAAGACUACAAUUAUUUGGGAUGCACACACUGGAGAAGCCAAGCAACAAUUUCCUUUUCACUCUGCACCCGCACUAGAUGUUGACUGGCAGAGCAAUAACACAUUUGCCUCGUGCAGUACAGAUAUGUGUAUUCACGUCUGUAAAUUAGGACAAGACCGGCCUGUUAAGACAUUCCAGGGACAUACGAAUGAAGUGAAUGCAAUUAAGUGGGAUCCAACUGGUAACCUGCUUGCAUCAUGUUCUGAUGACAUGACUCUAAAGAUUUGGAGCAUGAAGCAGGACAGUUGUGUCCAUGACUUACAAGCACACAACAAAGAAAUCUAUACCAUAAAGUGGAGUCCAACAGGACCAGGCACCAAUAAUCCUAAUGCCAAUCUUAUGUUAGCAAGUGCGUCCUUUGAUUCCACAGUCCGGUUGUGGGAUGUAGACAGAGGCAUUUGUAUUCACACUCUGACCAAACAUCAGGAGCCUGUUUACAGUGUAGCGUUUAGCCCAGAUGGCAGAUACCUUGCCAGCGGUUCUUUCGAUAAAUGUGUUCAUAUUUGGAACACACAGACAGGUGCUCUAGUCCAUAGUUACAGGGGAACAGGCGGAAUAUUUGAAGUUUGUUGGAACGCAGCAGGAGACAAAGUUGGAGCAAGUGCAUCCGAUGGUUCAGUUUGUGUAUUAGACCUCAGAAAAUAACGCUGCUAGUUGGAAAGCCAUGGACCGACUAUGAAUGUGUACAUAGCCAAAAUGACUGUCCCUACCCCAUGUACUGCUGUAGUCCCACUUGAAACAUGGCCACUCCACUCCACCUAAACAAAAACCAAAACAGAUUAAAAAAAGGAGUACAGCAUUUAAUGAAAAGGAAAAAAAAAAACUCUUGACAGGAGUGGGAACAAUUAAUCACUGUCCACGGCCUGAAAAUCCUGAGAGCUGGAAAUUAUUCUACCCAUAGUUAACAGUUGGCAUUUCUGGAUAAAAGAGCAAAUGAAAGUACAACAGAAGGACUCAACAGAAGUCUGUAUGUACCAAACGUGGACGAUGCAGAAAAAAUAACUUGUUUUAAAAUUUCUUUUGAUCCGUAGAUGUAACGGAGUUCUUUCUCGUCAGUAGUUGAGCUGCCUGUGUUUACCUUCAUGUUGGCUUUCCUAACUUGUCAGUAAUAAUUUGGAUUUUUUCCAGCCUCGUGCUCUGGUUAGUUUACAGUUGCAUGACAAAUGAGGUCAGCAGAUUUGGCUUCUUCCUUAUCUUCCAUCUCAAACAUGAAGCUUUUUUAAGUAUUCAAUGACUUUAAAAAAGAAAAAAAAAGUUUGGUACAUUUUGCAGCUGGCUGAUCAUAUUUUUUGCUGAGAAGUGUAGACAGACUCCAAUAGUACUGGAUCUGAGUUUGUACUUGCCAUAUACAUAAGCAGAUCUGAAAUGGAUAUCACGCUAUGGUUUCAGGUGAUGCGACUUGCCCUGCAGUAUUUAUGUACUGGGGACAUAAUUCUGUUAAGUUAAAUAAAAGGGCACAGCUAGAAAGCAGAUGCAGAAAUGCAUCUUUUUUUUCUUUUUUCUUUUGUUUGCUUUAUAACCAUAGCUGAGAUAUGGUUGAAUUGUGCACUACUGUCAUUUUCAACAAAUGUAAUGGACAUUUUAAAAAUGUAAUGUCUUUUUGUAUAACAAUGCUGUGGCUCCUACUAGGUUGUACAUCAUUCACAAGCAGGUGCAAACUUAUAGUAAUGUAACCAGAUUCCAGUAUUAAUGUGAUCUUGUAAGCAUUUAUUUUAAAUAUCUUCCCACAAGUGUACUUUUUAAAUGGGUUGUAUGACCCAUUUUGUAAAAAAAUAUAAAAAAUAAAAAAAUAAAUAAAUUUUAUGUUCCCCUAUUAAAAGUAUGGGCAGAGGGGAAGGGUCAGCUUGCUUCAAGUUUCUUUUUAAUUUCAGGCUUUAGUUUGUUCAUGAAAGUUAUACAUCAUUCUUCUGCAUCUUCAGAUGAACCUGUUUUAUGGUCAGAGAUUUAAAGUACAGUGAAGAGUGGGUCUUAGCUGCUAUGUUUUAAUAGUCAUCCAUGGAAGAGAUAUUUGUGUAGUUAUUUUGAUAAAUGUUGUCAUUGAUUUUCCUAAAGUGCUAUGUAUUUCAGACAAAUUUGUUUCCGCUUUAGUUUUUAAAGCUACUUUAAUGGUAAAGAUAUAUAUUUUUUUAAUAAGAAAUGGUGACAUGAAGCCAUGUAAUUAUAUCUUGGACUUCUUUUGAAGGAAAGUGCUUCAUGUUCAAGAUUGCUUUCAUAAUUUUGUGAAAGGUAGAUCUUAGGGACAUACCCCUUUUCCUGUAGGCUACAUCUUUGGAAAAUUAAUACCACUGGUGUUGGACCUUUCAUGAAUGUUUGUGUCGUUAGCAGCCAGCCCUAAGCUGUUCUUUCUUAACUUUGUGUCACAUGGGUAACACCCAUCUUGGAUGCUGGUGUUAUUGUUUUGUUUGAGUAGUGACAACCCUUCUUUUAGCUUUAUGUGCUGCAGUAUCCUCAUUGGGUAUUCACUGGCGGAUAGCUCCCAGUGCUGGUUUGUCCUUCAUACAUUUAUAGUAAUAACUUUCACUAAUGACUGUGUUGCUUCUAUGAGUUGGUCUCUUCUUGACCAUACAUAGCCUUUACAUCCAUUCUGACCUCAGGUCGUGUUUCUCUGCAGAAUUUUCUCAUGUCCAUGUAGCAUUUGAUUUGAUGUCAUCAGUACAUUUUUGUCUGGAAUGCAUUUGCUUUUGUACCAUAUUUUUGUAAUUGUGUGCAUCUUUCUUGUGCAUGCCGCACUAGUAGCACCUAUUCAUUACUCCUGUGGGUUGAGAUCCAGGCCGAUUUGCUUCUUAACAGGGUGAGAGACUUGCAUCCCAUUCAUUCCUUAGCCAGGGCAAGGGCCUUAUCAGCUGCUGAUCACCACCACCACGUCCCAACCCGAGGUGAGAGGUCAGGUGUGAGGGAGUGGUCUAAUGAGCCUAUCAUGCAAGUCAUCCUAACUCUCUCUCUUGUUGGCUGCUUGGCAAGCUCCAUAAUUGCUGUUUCACAUGAGGUGUAUGCAUACUACUAUACAUACCAACCUCCUGCCUUAGUGGGUGCACCUGUGUGUAGCGUGGGCUUGCUAGGGUCAUUGCUAUGGGCAGUACAUCUACAUUCCUGUAGGUUUCACUACAUUGCCUUCCUCUCCCAGGAUGUGUGAGCUGGUUUUAGCUCCCAUCCUCACGUGCUUGGUCCCUCCAGUAUCCAUGCCACCAACAGAACACAGGUUGUCUGGGUCAUAGUUUAGGCUGUAUCUUUGUGUCACUAAACUUGUUAUUUUUUCCUCAUUUGUGUUCCUCUGGCUGCUGAAAUAAUUGCGUCUCCCUAAAUACCAUUACUGACUUUUUUUCUGUCGUGCAGUUUUUGGCUGUUGUGCUGAAGCUUGACACACUAGUUGUGGUGUCCAUGGCUGUCUUGGCCCUGAUUAUAUCUUUGCCAAAUUAUUUUAUUGAUGAGCUCUAUCUCGGUGAUUGUUCUCCAGCUGCCCAUUAGCAUUUAGUUUUGUCUUGGACAUGGUCAGUGUAAUGCUAGUUCUUUCGUUACUUUAGCAGCCUGUGUUUCUGGGUAUCUGUAUCACUGCCCCUUAUGAUCUGUUCGCUAUCUGUUCAUUGCUUUUUUUUUGUUCCUAAAGAAGUAAUAGGCCUUAGAAAGACCCCAAGACUUUAUAUGGUAUGGAGUUACAUAGAUCUUGGUGAGCAUUGUUUUCGCAGCUUGAAGUACAUGAAUUUUUAUCACCAUAACCACCUUUAAUUUACUUUUCCUUGCAUCAACACUUUUGUCAUUAUCAGCAGACAGCCAGAACAAGGAGACAGUGUGUUGCCCAUGUUAUGUCAAUAAUACUUUACACCCUUCUUGGCACGUUUUUUCAGAAAAAUCUUGUAACAUUGGUAGUUUCUGCAAUAUAUUAAAUUUAUGUGGCUCACUGAAGAAUCUUCCCUUGAAGAUCUAUUGCUGGUAAUUAACUGUUGUUCUUACUUCUGCCUUAAAAUGGAGUGUACUCAUUUUUUUACGUUAAAUGAUUAAAGUAAAAGUGAGUGAUCUUUUUUAUUUAUAACACUAUUUAAGUUGUUCAAGAACUGUACUUGUAUUCAUUUGUUUAUGACCCUGUUUUGAUUGUCACUUGGUUCUCAACAGUGAGAGCCAUUAUUUUGCUUUCACUUGGGGAAACUAUUGAAGUGUUAGUUCAUGGCAAAGAGAUCUUUACACUGCUCUUUUAGGGGGUCAGUGCCUCUACAGUCUUUUUUUUUUUUUUUUUUUUUUUUUUUUUUUUUUUUUUUUUUAAUGUGAAAUUUCAGAGUUACAGCUAACUUUGCAGGAAGGAAGCUGGCAGGUUGUGGCUUAUGUUAGCAUCUGUUUGCCUUCUUUGUGUUACUGCUUUGUUUUGAUAAAGUUAUUAGAGAUUUAAAUUCAGUGACUACCACUAUUGAUUGAGAUACCCAUGUUUAAUCUUAUUUUGCCCAGGUUUGUUAAAAGCCCAUGUUUUUGUUUUUUACUUUGUAGGCUCGAUUACCUAAAUUAUGUUACGGGUUUUUUUUUUUUGCUUCAUAAAGGAAUGCUCCCUUAUUGUUUUUUCCUGCUAUGGAAGGUGGUUGGGACAUUCCCAAAUGAAACGAGAGAAAUCAAGUUUAUGAGGAUGACUUAGAAGUUAAGGAAGUCCAAGUCCGGUCCCAUUUGUUUUAUUGUGGCAUGAUUCCUGACCUCCCUUUAUAGAGUUUGAAGUAACCAGGCUUUAUUAUGAGCAGCAUUUUUAAAAUAUGUUAAUUUGACAAACUAUUAAAGUAAAAAAGUGCAUUUUCCUUAUAUACAUUGUUUAAAAGUCACACUGGGCAAAUUCACUUUGUGGCAUGACUUAAAUCCAGAAGGAAUCCAGGUUAAAUAAUUUUAGCUUUUUGCAAGUUGAUCAGCUGUUGUGUGGCUGGUAAGGGUUUGGCAAGUUUUAAACAUUAAUAUUUCAUUGGUGGUGCAUAUAAUAAAUCCAUUUGCCAUGUUGAUUCUUCCAUUGAAUUGAUGGAAAACUGUUUUGAAAAUAUUUAGUCAUCACUGUUGCAGACGUUUUAGAAUAAUUUUGUAGGCUUCUGAUUAGGAAGGUUAAUAGUCAAAAAGUUUGAGUUUUCUUUACAUGGAAAAAAAAGAGUUCGAAAUCUUGAGUGAGGCAAAAGCAGCAACAAAAAAAAAAAAACAAAACAUUGUUUGCAGGGGACGAAACUUCAUUACAUGCAUAUGUUUAUCAAAGGUUGCCCACCCUGUCUGUGACUCUGACUAUUGAGUUAAAAUUGCCACCAAGAUUUUGAAUUUUUUUUUUGUUUGUUUUAUUAUUAUUAUUCUGCCGUAUAAAAGUCAAUGUUUUGACUGCAUUCUUGAAAUGAACAGUUAAGUAGCUCUAACCCUAGGUCCCUAAAUGAUUUAUGUAUUCAUGUAUUUUUUAGCUAGUGAUCUGUAUGACUCCGCAGUCCAUAGUCUGAGUAAUUACAUUUGCUGUCUGCAUCCAGUCCUGUUUGUCUACAUAUGACCACAGUCCCUGAACAAGGUGUGCAGACUUAAUCUGUAAAUGUAAUAGUUGCCAUUCAGUAAUACUGCCUUCAGUCUGUUUCAUUUAUGUCACUUCUGCUUAAUCCAUUUUUAAAGUGUACUGGCUAGUCAAUAGGCUGUUACCAAAGCUAAAUGUAUUGGCUAUAUGUAAACUGCACAGGAGUUUCCAUUCAGAGGUAAAGAGCAUGUCUUAUAUUAACUAUUGUUCAAGUGUACCCAACCCUUUUAGGUUCUUAUUUUUAUGGUGCAGAUGACUGAAAGAGGCUUGAAGCAAGUCCAGUUGUCUGUUAGGAGUGGGGUAGUGUUUUCCAUUGGAAACCAUUGUAAAUGUGAUAGCAUACUCUGUCAGUAGGCGCAUCAUGUGGUGUCCAUGUCUUAGUGGGAGCACAGUGGGAAACAGGUCAGUUUUUUUGUACUUGUGAUUGUUCAUCAGCCUCUUAUGGUUUUAAACAGAAAAAUUAUAAAUAAAUGUUUGGAUACCUGUCUGCAUGGCGUAUGGUAAGCACCUUAGUCCAGGUGUCUGUCUUUAAAAUUCCAACUGUGUCCUUUGGGGACAGUUUUGUGACUAGCCUCUGUAGAAAGUAUAUGUGCAAUAAGUUACAUCUUUUGCUCCCAGGAAAAGAGCGAGUUACUUUUGGAAGUUUUGGAGCUGUAGUUUGCUUUUUUGAGAUGUUGCUUGUCAGUUUAAUCCAUUGCAAAAUCAGCAUGUUAAUUAAGUUGGUUUGUGAGAGGUGAUAAAGUUAUUGUUAUUAUUUAAAAGUUAAUUACUGGCAAUGGCUAGCUCUAAAACUAAUAUUGAAAGCAGUCAUAUAGGGGAGUAUUACAGCCUGAAACGGUGACAGAAGCUCAGUUUAAUAUCAGAAACUUUCUUGCUUGAAAUGUUAGGAUACCCGUUAUUACGGAUUUUCUCGUUUUCAGCAGUUUUUCCAGCUUCAGCUUGUAUUAAGAUAUUAGCAACUGGAAAAUGACCUCAUUUAAGUAAAGCAGAUCUUUUAACAUUAACACUUUAGACAGGUCAUCCGGUAACAGACACUAACCAGUAUUCUUUUUUUUCUUUAUUUUGUAACUUGCAGGCAUUAGGUUUAUUGGUUCAUUUGAAAUGCAAUCCUCUUAUGUAGUGUGGGUUAGAUGCAAGCUUUAUGUAAUUGGGUAUCUGCAUUUCAUGCAGUUUGACUGUAAAUUUAAAUGUAUUUUUUAAAUUGAUUUAGAAAACCAGUUUCAUACAACUGUAGCCUGUUCAUUUGUCUUACCUUUCUCUUUCCUACCGUAUUGUCCAACAACCUGCAUUGUGCAGACCUGGGGUUUUGAGUAAUUUGUUAACGUUUUUAGUACCUUUGACAAUGUUGUAUUGUGUCUGUUGCAUUUUUUUUCUUUUUUGAGUUAUAAAUGUUUUUGGGUCUAAAUCUGUGAGCCUGCCAAUAGCACUGAUUCCAGCAUCUGCAUUGUUUGUCUAAUUUUUCCAGUUAAAUUUUUGAAAUGAACGUAAGUGUUAACAACCCACCACAGUUUUUGUACUUGCUGAAAUAAACUUAUAUUGUUUUUUAUUUUGUAAUUGUUUUAAAAAUACUGAUUUAAAUGUUCUAUACUGUCCUGGACCACAAUAGCUGCACACUUUGAUGUAUUUGGUUGCCACAUUGCUCAUUAAUUGUCCCUGUCUCCAACCAAUUUAACCCUAAACCGAGGCACAUCUCCUGUUUGCAGUUUCUUUGCAUUGUAUUGAUCUGAUUAUUGUAAUAUGAAUCAGAUCUGAAAGAGGUCCAGAAUAAAAUAUAUUUUGAUAUUAA
Messenger RNA from Protopterus annectens (West African lungfish), 8641 nucleotides. It is a transcript of the gene TBL1XR1, whose product is annotated as TBL1X receptor 1. Gene Ontology annotation, biological process: regulation of transcription by RNA polymerase II. The record is from RefSeq and is a predicted model, not a curated record. Gene Ontology annotation, cellular component: histone deacetylase complex. The transcript has 16 exons. Gene Ontology annotation, molecular function: protein binding; transcription corepressor activity. NCBI's taxonomy places the organism in Eukaryota, Metazoa, Chordata, Ceratodontiformes, Protopteridae. The coding region runs from base 453 to 2000 and encodes 515 amino acids.